UUGACGUAACGUAUGGUCUGCCGGAUUACGGAGUCAUGGUACGGACAUGUGGUAAAGCUGUGGCCUGUAGUAGGCUAGGACACGCCACGCCAGCCCUCCACUCACUCCUGCGUUCUGUGACGGAGCUCCUGAUGAUCGGCGUGUUUCUCUCGUUCUGUGGUAGAGGCAGAGAGAGAGAGUGAGAGAGAGAGAGAGAGAGAGAGAGAGAGAGAGAGAGAGAGAGAGAGAGAGAGAGAGAGAGAGAGAGAGAGAGAGAGAGAGAGAGAGAGAGAGAGAGAGAGAGAGAGAGAGAGAGAGAGAGAGAGAGAGAGAGAGAGAGAGAGAGAGAGAGAGAGAGAGAGAGAGAGAGAGAGAGAGAGAGAGAGAGAGAGAGAGAGAGAGAGAGAGAGGCAGUGUAUUGACAUUACCCGCCGAACAAUUUAUGGUUUUAUUUUUGGAGUGAAGCGUUUUGUUUUGCGACCACCGGACUACGGAACUUCUGGCUCACUGCAGCAUUUUUUCGUAUCGUCUCUCCGCUCCUGCAGAUGAUCGAGGAAAGAAUCACAGCUGAGCAGGACUCAAACCACACUGCGAUUAUUAUUUUUUGGACAAAGAUAGUGGCGUCGUCUCGCAGUUCCUAUUCAGCUAUGGCAUCGUAGAGGGGGAAUGGGAAAUGGGGGGGAAUACACGAAGACCACGGUUUGCUAAGAUGCCUUAUUAGGAACACACACACACACACACACACACACACACACACACACACACACACACACACACACACACACACACACACACACACACACACACACACACACACACACACACACACACACACCGGAUUGUUUAAACCCCCGGUGUCGCCGCGGCGGUCUCCCGUUUCGAGCAGCCCGUUCACCCAUUGCUCAAAAACUAUUCGAUUAAAGCCGCGGAUCCCGAUGGCAUGGACACUUAUGCAAGGUCCGCCGCGCCGCUGCCGUGCCACAGGAGCCCAUUCGCCGCGUCUUCCCUCCACCGAGCUCCAUCGCCACCAUCGCCCCGCAGCCAGACGAGCCCUGCCGCAACGCGCCGACCAGCGACCACCGAGCCAAAGCAGGCGGCGGCAUGAGGCUUGAUCCAGUGCAUUUAUCCAUGCUGGUCAUCGGGGUCUCCUUCGCCUGCUACUCCCCGAGUUUGAAUUCCCUGCAGGACCAGGCUUACAAAUCCGCCGUGGUGAUCGAGGGUAAGGUGCAGUCUGCGGUGCCCGCGAACGUCUCCUCCUCCUCCUCUUCCUCCGGCUCCCUGGCGGAGGAGCCGCACAGCGUGCACAGUGUCAGGGUGCUGGACGUGUGGCCGGUCAACAGUGGGGGUCUGGAGCGCGAGCAGCUCGUCACUUAUGUGGGAGAAUUCGGCUCGGAGUCGCAGCAGCCGUCGUCGUCGUCGUCUCCUUCGUCGUCGUGUGAUGCCAAAGUGAUCGCGAACCACAAGUACAUCUUUUUCAUGGACCCCACGGACGAGCCCUUGGUUUUCAAGGCAUCGUUCGCGCCCCUGGACACGAGUGGGAAAAAUCUAAAAAAAGAUGUGGGGAAGAUCUUGUGUGUAGACUGCGGUAAGUUCACAUCUUUUUGGGGGGGAGGGGGGAGGAGGGAAGGGGGGAUCGCAAUGCUAAAGUCAAACCCGGAAGAAUGAAUGGUGUGUGUGAUGGCCGUGUGCGGAGAAGGGCUGUUGCUUCAGUGGAAGUUUAUGAAUUGGAUCGAUCACGCCGUGGUUGGGAGUCAGUGAGUAACAGAUGGACCCAUAGGUGCGUCUAUGCAGCAAUAUUCGACAACUCUUGCAGGUUCCUAUAGGCCACAUGAUCUAUCAAAUCCUCUCUCUCUCUCUCUCUCUCUCUCUCUCUCUCUCUCUCUCUCUCUCUCUCUCUCUCUCUCUCUCUCUCUCUCUCUCUCUCUCUCUCUCUCUCUCUCUCUCUCUCUCUCUCUCUCUCUUUCUCUCUGUCCUCUUCUAACUGCAACAGGCAUGCGCCUCGCACUGUUGCGUGCAAGGAAAUGCAGUUCCGAUACGGAAGAGCUUAUAGCAGAAUCCUCAAUCAGACUCCCAGUUGUAUGACGUUUGAGAAAGUGGUCGAACAUAUUAGACGACUGCAUCCGCGAGUUAGCAGGGCUGGCCACAUCUUAGGGCGUCCUGGACAGCUUCAGCACCACGGACAGCGGAUUGUGUCGCGGGAAUCUGACGAAGGCCCCUUCCUGCAUUGGGGAAUGAAAAGGAUGCUGCAGCUCUGACUGCCAGUCUGAUUGUAGGCUACAGAAACCUACCUCACCUAAUCCAACAAACCUAUACCCACGAUACCUGUAUCUACCUAAGAUGCUUAACCAUACCUUUCUAGGCAACCUCACCUAAGCCACCCAUGGCUAUCUAACCUCACCUGUAAGAUAUCUAACCUAAGCUACAAGCUAUUAACAACGUUAGCCUGUAUGCUUCUUAAGUUCUUCAUGUCACAUUCACAUGGGCCUACCAUUCAUGCUGAUACUGUCGGUUAUUGUAAACACCAGUGAAUGAACAGACAUCCCUAUUCCCUGUGCAUUGCAGGGAUACACCAUAUGAUUGACAAUCCAUUUGCUACUCUACUUUUGUUCAACGCUAACACAAACCUUUGGUCUAUAAAAGUUGGUCAUAAUAGCAUUAAUAGCAUUGAGUUUGCAUGUACAAUAAACAGAUGCAGCCUUCGGAAUAAAGGCUGUUGUUUAAUGUGCUUAGUUCAGGCCUAAUUAAUAAUGACUAACUGUCAGAAUCAUUUCUUGACAUAUACAGUAGAGACUUAUACCAAAAAGUCACAAUCAUAUCGACACACACUGGACAUUUUCAGAAUGAGCUUUUCCAAAGGCCUAAAAGCCGUAGUCAAACAGCCUAUUGAUACCAGCACUGGGCUGUUGGCAGCCUAAAUGCUAGAUAGGAGGAGUUAGGAGUUAGGCUACAAACGUUAAUAGUCUAGGAGUUUGACCUAUUUAUGGUGUAAGAAGUCCCACACUUUGUUAUCCUGACUAUAAGACACCGUAUGGAUGCAUCUAUUCUCCUCCAGGUUGUGGUUGUGCAGACACCUUGCCGACCAGUGCUAGCCGAGGGUGUGUUGUUCCUGCUGUUUGUAUAUAACGUCAACGGCAUCACUUAGCGCUAUGUCAUACACGCAUACACACACACACACACACACACACACACACACUCACACACACACACACACACGCACACACACACACACACACACGCACACACACACACACACACACACACACACACACACACACACACACACGCACACACACACACACGCACACACACACACACACACACACACAAAA
Molecule: messenger RNA, 3308 nt
Organism: Gadus macrocephalus (Pacific cod)
Lineage: Eukaryota; Metazoa; Chordata; Actinopteri; Gadiformes; Gadidae
Product: pro-neuregulin-2, membrane-bound isoform-like
Exons: 1
Coding region: 1081-1644 (187 amino acids)
Biological process (GO): nervous system development; intracellular signal transduction; animal organ development
Molecular function (GO): signaling receptor binding
Source: RefSeq, a predicted model, not a curated record